This is a messenger RNA of Corythoichthys intestinalis (scribbled pipefish), 2439 nucleotides long. RefSeq names its product glutamate receptor, ionotropic, N-methyl D-aspartate-associated protein 1a (glutamate binding) (gene grinaa). Gene Ontology annotation, biological process: negative regulation of apoptotic signaling pathway. The record is from RefSeq and is a predicted model, not a curated record. The coding region runs from base 194 to 1228 and encodes 344 amino acids. NCBI's taxonomy places the organism in Eukaryota, Metazoa, Chordata, Actinopteri, Syngnathiformes, Syngnathidae. The transcript is spliced from 7 exons. Gene Ontology annotation, cellular component: Golgi apparatus; endoplasmic reticulum.
UGCGCGAUGACGUCAUCGACUGACCCACUUGACGUUGGCCCCACUGUCGCACUGCUCUUACGUUGUCGAGACAUUGACAGAAUUGGACAUAUAAAACCAACUCGCGGCCUCGAGCGAACGUUCUAGAAGGACACGAGACGAAUUAAAUCAACGAAAUACAAGAAAAGUUGCUCCUGAACGUCCCCGCCACAAAAUGUCCCAGGACAAGAGUGGCUACCCCGGGAUGGGGGAGUCCAACCCGCUCCACAAUAACGUCUACGGACCCCCGCAGCCGGGUUUUGGCAUGCCGCCGCCCAACUACAGUCAGGCCCCUGGGGGACCGUACCCGCCCGCCGCCGGGUACGGCCAGCCGGGAUUCCCGCAACAAGGCUUCGGGCCAGCUCCGUACCCGCAAAUGCCUUACCCCCAAAUGCCCUACCCGCAAGGACCUUACCCUCAGGGGCCCUACCAGCAACCGGGCCAGCCGGGCUAUCCCGGGGACCCUUCUGCACCGGGUGGGAGCCCCGGUUACCACGGCGACGUGCCACCCACUUACUACGAUAACGAGGAGUUCACCAACUCAGGUUUUGAGGACAAGAGCAUCCGGCAGGCCUUCAUCAGAAAAGUUUUCAUGGUCCUCACCGUGCAGCUGCUGGUCACCUUCUCCUUUGUGGCCGUGUUCACCUUCGUGGAGGAUGCCAAAGUGUUCGUGCGGCGCAAUCCGUGGACCUACUACAUCUCCUACGUGGUCUUCCUCGUGUCCCUCAUCGUGCUUAGCUGCUGCGGGGACUUCCGACGCAAGCACCCUUGGAACUUGGUGGCGCUGUCCAUUCUGACCCUGAGCCUCUCCUACAUGGUGGGCAUGAUCGCCAGCUUCUACGACACUGACACCGUCAUCAUGGCCGUGGGCAUCACUGCCGUGGUUUGCUUCACCGUGGUCCUCUUCUCGCUACAGAGCAAAUACGACUUCACUUCCUGUCAAGGCGUGCUCUUCGUGUGCCUGAUCGUCCUCCUACUCUUCGGCAUCCUCUGCAUAUUCAUCCGCCACAAGAUCUUGCACAUCGUCUACGCCUCGCUGGGCGCCCUUUUGUUCACCUGCUUCUUGGCCGUGGACACUCAGCUUCUCCUGGGCAACAAGAAGCUAUCUCUCAGUCCCGAGGAGUACGUCUUCGCCGCCCUCAACCUCUACACGGACAUCAUCAAUAUUUUCCUCUACAUCCUGGCCAUUGUGGGACGCUCCCGCGAAUGAAUGUGCACCUUGGGGGGAUGCCUUCCUUUUUUGUCGUCUUUUUUCCCUCCUUUAUUAUGUUUAAUUUAACAAUUUUAUUUUUGCCAGUAUCGCUUUUAACACUCCUUCCUGUGCUUCUACUAACACUAAACGGUUGUCGGCGGACGACCGGAAAGACGAGGCGCGUCUUUAAUCACGUUGGUGUUUGGCACGGAAAACUGGAAGUAUUCUUCCUAUUCUAACUGCAUGACAACAGCAGAUAAAAAACAUCAUUUCUAGAGAUGUGGCUUGUUCGUCCCCGCUGUAAAUAAUUCUGUGUACCACUUAUAGUCCAAUUCCACUUGGGGAUGUGUUCCUUUAAGAGCAGGGGUGUUCCAAAUGAAAAUUGACAAAUCAUUUAGCUCAUGGACUCCCAUCGACGGUGCUAGUUGUUACACAAAACUUGGAUUUUGUGUGGAUUUAGUUAUUUUUUUCCUGUAUUUUAUGGGCAAGUCACUGUUUUAAGCGGCCAUUCUAGGUUUAAUUCGGGCCACAUCCUAAAAAGGAAACUUUCAGUAAGUGACGUGAAAAUGUAGCGAUCACCAAUAAGUCACUGGGCGCCAUUGACAGCUCUAGACGUCCAAUUCAUUUUGAUUGCGACGAUACGAACAAACCUCGGCAGAUUAACGACACCCCUGCUUUGAAUUUAAAAGGUACGAAAACAAGCAUUCAUCUUUAUUAACCUCUUCUCUCCCUGCUUGGUCAUUGGCGUGAAUUGAAGUUUUUUCUUUUGUAGUGCUGUAUUUCAUGUUUCCACCAAUACGAAGUCAUGUUAACGCUGCUCCACAUUUGAAGUUUUUUGGGUCAUGACCACUAAUGCAGUAGCUGAACGCUGGAUUUGAAGACAAAUGCAUGAUAAUUUAUUUAUUUAUUGAGCUACAAGUAGUCGACAAUUGAGUUUCUAACUCAGAACUGGAAUAUAUACACUGGUUCCAGGUACCACUGCUGUCUCCCGCAGUAUUUAACCAGUUUGAAUUUGAUUCGUCAUCCCGAGCAUGGCCUGUUGCAUGUGCGUUGUCGGCACAGAGUGAAGUUUUUGGGAGGGAUUGUUGUUUGGCAAAGAUGUCUGUAUUGAAGUUAACGUGUAGAUGUAUAUAGAAGUGCUUUGACAUGUAGAGGCCAGCUUCUCGUUUGCAUUCAAUUCGAGUGGAAACGCAUUCCUCACGGCUUUACAUUAAAUAUACCAUGUGGAA